Morchella sextelata is the source of this 873-nucleotide messenger RNA. RefSeq lists its product as uncharacterized. Gene Ontology annotation, cellular component: membrane. The transcript has 2 exons. The record is from RefSeq and is a predicted model, not a curated record. NCBI's taxonomy places the organism in Eukaryota, Fungi, Ascomycota, Pezizomycetes, Pezizales, Morchellaceae. Gene Ontology annotation, molecular function: palmitoyl-(protein) hydrolase activity. Bases 1 to 873 code for a protein of 290 amino acids.
AUGCUCACAACCAAACACCCAGGCGUCCCGCUGGGUGCCAAACGAGAAACACUGCAGGACUAUAAGCAUUUGUUCAAAGGGAUACAAUGGCACGAACACCACAAACACAUAGUCACAUCCGACGGAAAGCGCCUCUCCUCUGUCACGGCAACAAGCGGCCAGGCAGGUAAGAAGCAUAUCCUCGUUCUAUACUUCCAAGGCAAUGCCUCUUCUACCCCUCCCCGGCUCCCAUAUCUGUCCACGAUCUUGUCAACUCUGGCCAAGGAGAGGGCCGCAAUGUACACGUUCCUUGUCCCCUCAUACCGCGGGUACUGGACAUCCACGGGAACGCCUUCACAGGCCGGCAUAGAGCGGGAUCUGUCCGCGGUUUUUAAGCUCCUUGAGACGGACCCUCACUAUGCCGACACGGAGGUCAUUCUCUGGGGUCAGAGUAUUGGAUGUGGCAUUGCCCUCAAGGGCUGGGCGGACUAUCUUCGAUCCGGGGGCUUGGGGGUCAGGGUGACGGGGCUGAUACUAGAAACGCCGUUUGUGAGUGUGCCGAAUAUGCUCCGUGCAUUGUAUCCGCAGCGAUGGCUGCCUUAUCGGUAUCUGUCCAUGUUCCUGUGGAGCACGUGGGAUAUGAAGGCAUGCGCAGAAGUGGUGAAGAGGGGCGGGGGUGUGCAGGUCCUGGUCGUGAGCGCCGGAAUGGAUGAGGUUGUGCCAGCUGAUGAGACUGUUGAGGUGGAGGAACUUAUGAGGGACAUGGUGGGGAGGGAGAGGGUCGAGUCGAUUUUUGUACAGGGUGCUUUGCACGUUGAAUGUGCUAUAAGGCCCCAGGGAAGGGAAGAGAUUGUGCGGUUUAUUGAGGGUUUGAGUGAUAUCAGAAGCAAAUAG